Molecule: messenger RNA, 2462 nt
Organism: Neurospora crassa OR74A
Lineage: Eukaryota; Fungi; Ascomycota; Sordariomycetes; Sordariales; Sordariaceae
Exons: 3
Coding region: 213-2402 (729 amino acids)
Biological process (GO): small GTPase-mediated signal transduction
Molecular function (GO): GTPase activator activity; small GTPase binding
Source: RefSeq, a predicted model, not a curated record
CGUGGGCAUCAGUCAGAUAGAUACAGCUACGCUAGAGAUCAGAUUACACUAAUACUCCAGUCCUCCCCCAGCGGGUCUCGACCUUGUGUUUGCCUCUUCCUUCUGCCUUGUCCGGUUCCUCAUCUGCUUCGUUGAACUGUCGGUGAUACUCUAUAGUACCCGGUACAACCGUAAAUCGGUGUAGACAAGACCACCGGAGAGCAGUAUUCCCCAUGGCGACCACGGCGCUUCACCAAAACGCCGCCGACCAUAUGGCUGGUAGGCUCGGGUCGGGCAACAUGGAGCAGUACAUCGCCAUCAACGCCGGGUGCUCCGCAAUUAUCGCCGCUAUCGCAAAGACCGUCACCGCCAUCCACGGCCUCAUGCGCGAGGUCCGUGAAUCGCGCGCCGACCUCGAUCCCGUAUCCAGCGAACUUCAUUCCCUCAGCGGCAUUCUCGAGAUCCUCAAGGACGAUGUCCCAUCCUUUCCUGAACAGUUGGCGCAACGAACUCCCGAAGUACUCAGCUACUGCCUCACCAUCAUCAACGAACUGCAGGGAUGCAUCUCCAUUCUAGACCGCGUGGGUCUCUCCAGGCAGGACAAGAAGUCGCGAUGGAUGGCCAGUAGGGGGCAUAUUGCCAAGUUGCGAUGGACGUUGGAGGUGUACAAGGCCAGCAUGGGACUGGCGGUGGAUCUAGUUGCGUUAACUUCUAGCAAACAACAAAGCGAACAGCAAAGUCCGGGUAGGGGAACUUUCGUGGAGGCCACCUCUGUGGUAUCUGAUGGCAAGGACGAGUUAGCCGACGCACUAGGUCAGAUCAGCCGUGUUGCUGCUCGACUCGAAGAUGAAGCCCGCCACAACGGCGCUGUUGCAAAGCUCCAACAUUAUCUCGAUGCGCUAUACGGAAAUGCUCUCGCCGCUGUCGACCGCGAGAUGGACCAUUUCGAAGGCCAGAGAAACAGUGCCCAUUCGGCCUCGACCGACAAGGCCCCUGAUAGCGCUAUCGAUUUGGACGAUGACGCCCACCCCUUUGUCCAUGCCAAAACAUCGGAUGUCCCGAUACCACAAACCUAUAUCAACAUGACACAGGACGAAUUUGACGAGAUGUUGGAUGAACUAAGAGAGAUGCCGGUUCGACCUCCGACACCACCGCUAAGGUCACCGAGGCGAUCUUCGUCGUCAGGUGCUUCCGUCACUCGCAGCGAAUACAAUUCUAGCACAUCCGACUCUUGUACCAGCAACCCGUAUCUUGACGGCACAUUUCUGGAUGUCGAACCCCGAAACCAAAACCCGCAUCAUCGAACCCAAAGUGAAUCGGCGGCCGUCUCACCUCGUACAGUUCCGGUCAGUCACUUCCCGCAAAUGAGCGGCGGUCUUUCACCAGUCCGUACGUACGGUCAAGACCGCGAUUCCCUCUUUGAGAACCCUCGCCCAGUGGUACCUGUUCCUCGACCGACCACAUCCACUUCGAACCUCACGAACUCUCCGAAACCCACCAUGCUACGAAGAAGCAGCUCCCGAAUUUCCUCAGCUUUGAAAGGCUUCAGCUUCAGCCGCCAACGCUCCCACUCGACGGCCAGCACCAGCUCCGCCAAAUCAUCCACCCCAUCCUUGUCGCUAGCCUUCGGCUUAAGUAGCACCCCCUUUGCUACGCCUUUCACCAUGGCCAUGCCUCCCACCCCUCCCACUCCCACUUCCAAAUCCCCAGCUCCCCAACCAGUCUCCAACAAACCUCCCUCCGGCGCCGUCUUCGGCGUCUCCCUCGCCGACUCCAUGUCUGUAGCCAAGGGUCUCGCCGGCACCCGCCACGACAGCGGCGGCUCCUCCACGCGCGACUACCCCCUCUGCAUCCUUCGCUGCGUCUACUUCAUCCAAGACCACGGGCUACGCGCCCCGCAUAUUUUCGCGCGAGAAGGCGACCCCAAUCGCCUCCAGCGGCUCAAAACCAUCUUCAGCUCACCCGAGAACGGAUAUGGCAAGUUUAUGGAUUGGAACCAAUUCACGGUUUACGAAGCCGCCGACUUGAUUCUUUUGUUCCUCUCGGAGCUUCCCCAACCUUUAGUCCCGGAAUCGGUGGCAAAGCGGUGGAUCUCCAUGUCGCGGCAAGCAACCAUGUCUGGGUCUUCGGCGACCCGGUUGGAUAAGGGCAUUGAUUUCUGGGAGGAGGCAUUGCAGGGCAUUAAGGGGCCACACAGGAGCUUGUUCAAGCUGCUGCUGAAUUUGUGGGGUGAUGUGGCGGGUAACGUGAACUGGAACGAGAUGACGGCUGAGAGGUUGGCAGAGAAGAUAAUGCGUCCGCUGAUGCACCUACCGCAGAAGAGGUAUAGUACAGAUUACACACUUGGAUUGGCAUUUGUAAUGAGGAAGAGAAGCGAGUAUAAUGCGGGGUUCAAGGGGGAGAGAAGUCCGGCUGCUUUUUGAAGCUGAAUGGGACCAGCUAUCAACUGGGUAGGACUUGAUGGAAGUUGGAGGUGAUGCCCG